Messenger RNA from Lolium perenne, 1322 nucleotides. Its product is annotated as probable NAD(P)H dehydrogenase (quinone) FQR1-like 1. Gene Ontology annotation, molecular function: FMN binding; NAD(P)H dehydrogenase (quinone) activity. NCBI's taxonomy places the organism in Eukaryota, Viridiplantae, Streptophyta, Magnoliopsida, Poales, Poaceae. Gene Ontology annotation, cellular component: membrane. The record is from RefSeq and is a predicted model, not a curated record.
UAAAUUCGCUGCGUUCCUGGUCCGCCUCCUCCCCUCCCUUCUCCGUGAGCUGGCAUUUGGUACUUCUACUCUCCCUUGUAUUCUUUCUCCUCCCUGUCUCCACCUGACCGCUUCCCUUGAAGCGAAGAGGGGGAAGGAUAUCGCUGAAUUUCCAGGUUUCUUGGGCGUACGUGGAGGUGAAUUGGCAUCCGGUGGUUGACUUGACUGGUGGUUGGCCAGGCGCCGGAGAUGGGAAAGGGCGGCGGCUGCGUCCCCAGCAAGAAACGCCAGCCGCCGGCCAACACCGUCGCCGCCGCGCCCUCGUCGUCGUCCGCCGGUGCGGUGCCGCGGGACGCGCCCGAGGAGACCCUGGACUCGGCUGCCGGGGAGUCGGGGCGGACGCUGCGGCUGUACAUCGUGUUCUACUCGAUGUACGGGCACGUGGAGGCGUUGGCGCGUCAAGCGGCAGCGGGAGCGGGCGCGGUGGAGGGGAUAGAGGUCGUCCUGCGGCGGGUGCCGGAGACGCUCUCGCCGGAGGUGCUGGAGAAGAUGCAGGCGCCGGCCAAGGACCCCGCCGUCCCGGUCAUCGCAGCGCCGGCCGACCUGGAGGAAGCCGACGGGGUGCUGUUCGGGUUCCCGACCAGGUACGGCGCCAUGGCCGCGCAGAUGAAGUCCUUCUUUGACUCUACAGGCUCCCUCUGGGAAAAACAGAGGCUCGCCGGGAAGCCUGGAGGCUUCUUCGUCAGCACUGGAACCCAGGGGGGCGGCCAGGAGACCACUGCCUGGACUGCAAUCACCCAGCUGGUGCACCAUGGAAUGCUAUUCGUCCCGAUUGGCUACACCUUCGGCUCAGGCAUGUUCAACAUGGACGACAUCAGAGGGGGCAGCCCCUAUGGCGCUGGAGUCUUCGCUGGUGACGGUAGCAGGCAGCCCAGUGAGGCGGAGCUUGCCCUCGCCGAGCACCAGGGCAAGUACAUGGCCGCCUUCGUGAAGAAGCUUGCCCAGGCCUGACCUUGAGCCAGCAGAUGAAGCAUCCAUUCCACCUGUGUGCCAUUGAUCAACCAUUGUUUUCCUAUUCAGCUUCGCUUGCUCCUAUUGUCCCCAUAUAUGAACAGCGACCUUUAUACAUCUUUGAUCUGCCAUUGUUUUCCUUUUCAGCUUCGCUUGGUCAUAUUGUCCCAAUAUUUGCACAGCUUUGCUCUCCGAUUGUUUGUUGGAGUAGUCAUAUAGUUAAAUUGAGGUUUCUUUGUACAUUUGGUGACAUAGAUAUUGUUUCCUUGACAUAAAUAUUGUUUACUGCCCAUUUGGAAUAUAAGGUCAUGCUUGGAACUUGUGAGUUCUUC